AUGAUGCAGGAACUUGAGCAUUUGUUGAGAGAAUGCAAUAUCGAGUUUGAUGCACAGGAUCAUAGGAUUAUGUGUUUUCCUCACAUCAUCAAUAUCUGCGUCAAACACGUCCUCACUGCAUUCUCUGGCAUCAACCUUGCUGAUCUUGCAGAUACUUUUGUUGGCACAUUUGCAGACAAUGGUGAUGUCAAUAUUGAUGAGUACUUGGAGGCUCUCAGCAAUGAUCCAAUUGCACUUGGUUGCCAGACUGUCAAAGCUAUCCGUGCAUCUGGUCUGUGGCGUGAUGAAUUCACGCACAUCAUCAGGUCUUGUAAUUCCAGUGGUUUGUUCAAAUUUCAGGGUAAAGUCAUCCAGAUACCAGAGUACCAGCUCCUGUGGGACAUUGCAACGCAAUGGGACUCUGUAUAUUUCAUGAUCAAUCGUUUACGGGCAAUGCGUGUGGUAUGUUUUUUUUUAUAA
This is a messenger RNA of Suillus paluster, 459 nucleotides long. RefSeq lists its product as uncharacterized. The coding region runs from base 1 to 459 and encodes 152 amino acids. The record is from RefSeq and is a predicted model, not a curated record. Lineage: Eukaryota; Fungi; Basidiomycota; Agaricomycetes; Boletales; Suillaceae. The transcript has a single exon.